This is a messenger RNA of Micropterus dolomieu (smallmouth bass), 2147 nucleotides long. It is a transcript of the gene hoxb5a, whose product is annotated as homeobox B5a. Gene Ontology annotation, molecular function: RNA polymerase II cis-regulatory region sequence-specific DNA binding; DNA-binding transcription factor activity, RNA polymerase II-specific. Lineage: Eukaryota; Metazoa; Chordata; Actinopteri; Centrarchiformes; Centrarchidae. Gene Ontology annotation, biological process: anterior/posterior pattern specification; regulation of transcription by RNA polymerase II. The transcript is spliced from 2 exons. The record is from RefSeq and is a predicted model, not a curated record. The coding region runs from base 102 to 1052 and encodes 316 amino acids. Gene Ontology annotation, cellular component: nucleus.
AAAUCGUUGAAAGUACCCGCGUUAUAACGACCAAGAGAAAUCUAACAAAUCAAGCGCCCCUUAGUACUCAACUAAGCCCGCAACUCUCUAAAACAACCUAAAUGAGCUCUUACUUUGUAAACUCGUUCUCGGGGCGCUACCCAAAUGGCCCCGACUAUCAACUGCUAAAUUAUGGAGCCAGCAGCGGCGCAAUGAACGGCGGGACGUACAGGGACUCUUCCUCCGCCACCAUGCACCAUGCGACGGGCUCUUACGGCUACACUUACAAUGGCAUGGACCUAACCGUCACUAACCGUGGAGGGGGAAGCAGCGGCGCCACCAACACCGGAGGACACUUCGGGGGCAGCUCGGUAGCCGGGGACUCCCUGGGCUUCGGCUCCCCGGCCCCGGAGAGGGGCUUCAGACAGCCUUCAAGCUGCUCCCUCGCCUCUGCAGCAGACUCCCUCCUGUCACCUAGUAGUGUAGACACCAAGCUAGGCGCCCAGUGCUCGUCUCCCCGAUCGGAGCAACCAGGAAGAGGUAAUCUCAGCUCUCCAAACCUAUCUUCCACCUCCUCCGGCGGAGGUGGCGGCGGCGGCGGCAGCAUGGCGCAGCGCUUCACGGAACUGGAGGACGCCUCGCCAGAGACCGAGGAGAUGCAGCACAACCGGGACGGCAGCAACCAGCCGCCCAGGAACGGGCACCCGCAACCCGUGCAGAAGCAGGAGAGCGGCCCGGCGGGAUCAGCCGCUGGCAGCACGACGGGCAGCGAGGCUCAGUCACCACAAAUAUUCCCCUGGAUGAGAAAGCUACACAUUAGCCAUGAUAUGACGGGCCCGGACGGGAAACGGGCGCGGACGGCUUACACGCGCUACCAGACUCUCGAGCUGGAGAAGGAGUUCCACUUCAACCGGUACCUCACGCGGCGGCGACGGAUCGAAAUCGCGCACGCGCUCUGCCUCACGGAGCGACAGAUCAAGAUCUGGUUCCAGAACCGGAGGAUGAAGUGGAAGAAGGACAACAAACUGAAAGGCAUGGGCCUGGCCACCGCCGGCAGCGCCUUUCAACCCUAGAAAUUAUUAUCAUUACCCAGUAAAGAAAAAAUCAUCAGUCCAUCUCUUUGGAAAGGUGUGCAGUGCAGGCUUCCCGUGAGGAGAAAGAGACAAAAAGUAGAAAAAAUGAAGUAAAAAAAACAAACAAACAGAAGAAGCCAACAGAACAUGAAGCAAAAGGAGACGACGAUGAAGAAACAUGUGUAUAACAGAUUCCAAAUCUACAUUUUAAAAACACUUCCUAUCAUCAACUGAGUACUGUACAGCAGCGCAGCACUUUUUAUUUGUUCGGCAUGUUGGUCUUUGGUGUUUUAGGGCAACGUAAAAAAAUGACUAUGGUACUUGCUCUUGUAAGAAAAAAAAAAUCUUAGUGUUCCUGUAUGAUGUCGUCGUUUUUAUAAUAGCUGUCCGGAGGAGAGGAGGGCAGGAUGAAUAAUGCUACCUAACUCUAACUACGUUUCUACCUACGUCCUACCUUACAACUUUGCUACCUAGGCUACCUGUUGUUUAAUGUCUAAAUAUCGUUUAAUGUGUCAAGUGCCAUGUUUUGUAAUUGACGAUGUGCUUUCUAGAGAAGUUAGCAUGUAAGUUAUUUACAGCCGAUAAUGCGUGUAUAGCCAGUUUGAGCCCCCCUUCCCCUCUCUCUGUCUGUUACUUGCCAUUCAAAUCUGCUCCUAUUUUUAUUGAGGAAGCAGGGAAGGUCUGUGUGUGUGUGUGUGUGUGUGUGUGUACGUUUGUGUGUGUCUAAAAACAAACCAGCCCUGCCUACAUCUCCUUAUCCACCCAUAAUGUUGUGUAUAGCUCUAUUAUUCAAAAAGUGUAACUGUAUAUUAUUAUUAUUAUUAUUAUUGUAAUUAUUGGAUCCAUGUUUCAGAAAGGAUGUAUAUAGAUAUAUAUUGACAUUUUUAAAUGUGACCAGUUGUCUAUUUGUAGUUGCAGUGUGUGAGAGUGUGUGCGUGCUUACGUAAGUGUGGCGUAUGAGAGCGUGUGUGUGCGCAUGUAAGGGAAAUGGCUACCGUCCUGUGAGGCCUGUGAGCUUUCUGCCAAUGAGCUUUUUGUAUUUGUUUGUAACUUGGAGUAAAAAAAACAACAACAAUAAAGUAAAGUAACAAUAAA